AUGAAACCUGUAGUAGUUGCUCUGGGCGUGUCAACAAACUUGGUCAGCUGUCUGGUCUUCAGACGCCAGGGAGUGAGAGACCGCAUGAACCUCUGUCUCUUUACCCUGGCUCUAGUGGACAUGGCAUUCCUGGCUUACUCUAUGGCAUUCACUUUCGCAUACUGGAUAAGAAUACUGGAGCCGAUAGCAGGGGAGGAGGUGUACAUAAAAACUCAUUAUUAUGCCAUGGGGGUUAAUUACGGCUUGCGAGAGGCCUCCACCUGUAUCAGUGUCCUGAUUGCUGUAGACCGCUGUCUGUGUGUUGUGUUUCCACUGCGGGCUAACACCCUCAUGAGCACUAGAACCAUGGGCAUCCUCUUGGCUACCAUUGUCAUCGGCAUGCAGCUGGCCUUCGUCACUACACCUGUUAAGAGGUACGUGUUUGCUGUUUACGACAACACCACAGGUGGGACAAGGUGGGCAGUGGCGCCGUCAGCUGCCUGGCAGAAGAGCGAAGUUCUCCUUGUGUACGACAAGGGAGAGGACACCCUCAUGCUGAUUGUCUUUCCCCUUGUCAUCUUUGUCCUUGUGUCGGGAUCAACGGCCACCACGGUGGUGACACUCAGAGCCGCCAUGUCGUGGCGAGAGAAGACCAGCUCCACCAGUAGUGACACACAGGGCCAGCAGGUGGCGCUGACCAAGAUGCUUGUCCUCGUCUCGUGCGUCUUCAUCGUCAGCAAAGUGCCAUGGGUCGUCAUCACCUUAGUUAGAAUAUUUUAUCCUGACUUCUCCCCUACCGGAAUUGAGACUAGGAAGGAAAGCAUGUUCAGUGUCCAGAGUGACCUGUAUGCAGAGUCUGUGUAUGAGCUGAUAGGUACUUAA
This is a messenger RNA of Pomacea canaliculata, 861 nucleotides long. RefSeq lists its product as uncharacterized. The record is from RefSeq and is a predicted model, not a curated record. Gene Ontology annotation, biological process: neuropeptide signaling pathway. Lineage: Eukaryota; Metazoa; Mollusca; Gastropoda; Architaenioglossa; Ampullariidae. Gene Ontology annotation, cellular component: membrane. Gene Ontology annotation, molecular function: G protein-coupled peptide receptor activity. Bases 1 to 861 code for a protein of 286 amino acids. The transcript is spliced from 2 exons.